Molecule: messenger RNA, 1959 nt
Organism: Gloeophyllum trabeum ATCC 11539
Lineage: Eukaryota; Fungi; Basidiomycota; Agaricomycetes; Gloeophyllales; Gloeophyllaceae
Exons: 6
Coding region: 13-1959 (648 amino acids)
Source: RefSeq, a predicted model, not a curated record
AAGACAUUGGACAUGGCUCGCUAUGAGCAGUAUCAUGUAUAUUCUCUUCCGCAGGAGCUUCUGGCUACCUUAACUCCCCGCAGUCUAUUAACGGAGGGGCCUCCAAAACCCCCCACGCCGGACUUAUCUGAAGCUGCUUCAACUGCUGGACCAGGCGGGCGAUCUUGCAAUAUCUGUCUCGGUGCAACGUUCUCGGAUGUGGAUGAGCAAAGAAUUCACUUCCGAUCUGACUGGCAUCGGUACAAUGUAAAGUCGAGAUUGAAUGGCGGGAAAGCUGUGGGCGAAGCGGAGUUCGCUCGACUCAUGGAAAGUCUUGACGAUUCAUUGUCCGGAUCCGCUUCCUCAUCAGAAGAUGACGGGGAGUCGGACGAUUCGGACGCAAUCACUAAUCUGGUGAACCAGAGAGAGAAGCAAGCGCGGUCGCUGUCCCCUAUUCCUGAAGCACCCAAAAUGCGUCAAACUGCACUAGUGUGGUUCCACUCUCCGCCGUCCACACAGAUCGGCAUCUACAAGGCUAUCUUCCCACUGUCCGCGACUCCCUCAUCUUAUUUGGAUGAAUUGAGGGACAUGCAGAACCGGGUAGCCGAUGGGCGUACGUGGGCUGUAUUUAUGGUCGCCGGAGGUCAUUUUGCUGGAGCUAUCGUUAGAGUGCAGCGUUCUGAGGAUGACCAGGAAGACGAGACUAAGACCAAGAAAGGGAAACAGAGGGUACCCAAACCAGAUGUUGAAGUCUUAAAGCAUAAGACCUUCCACCGUUAUACGACUCGUCGUAAGCAGGGAGGCUCCCAGAGUCUCAACGACAAAUCCAAAGGUGCAGCAAUAAGUGCAGGUGCUCAGCUACGUCGUUACGGAGAGCAAGCCCUACGAGAUGAUAUACGGAACUUGUUGAAUGACUGGUCAGAAGAUAUCCACGAUUGCGAAAGGAUAUGGAUCCGGGCGAACACGUCUAACAGGCGGAUCUUUCUGGAUUACGAAGGAUCUCCGAUAGCCAAGGGCGAUGAGCGUCUCCGCACGUUCCCCUUCCCUACCCGUCGUCCUACUCAAGCGGAGUUGUCGCGAUGCCUGAUGGAACUGACGAGAGUCAAAGUGUCCCACUUCACCGAGGAGGAACUCAAGGCCCAGGACGAAGCCUACCUGGCCUCUCUGCCAAAACCCAAGCCACAGCCCGUGCCUGCGGUGCCUGCCCCCGCGCCUGAGAAACCGACACGCCCCAAGUUGAGCAAGGAAGAAGAGGCCCUGCGAGACAAAUGGGAGCGCUUGGUCGAGAUGGUCACCAAGGGCCGUCUCGAGCCGCUCAAGGGGUUCUGGCAACGAGAAGGGGCCAAUUUGGGUGGUGUUGAUGUACUCAUCCCGGAGUUCGUAGGCGAGCGGCGUACUCUGCUGCAGCUUGCUACACAGACUGGACAAGAAGAGGUUACCCAAUGGCUUCUCGAGGAGGCACACGCUGAUCCGACGGUGGAAGUUCCAAGCGUGGAGGGCCAUGAGGAUGGCGAGACCAAGGAAGACGAAGGGUCUUCAGCAAAGGCUAGGUCCAGGCGCACUGCGUACGAUCUGGCAAGGACGAAGGAGGUGCGCAACGUUUUCCGACGAUGCGCGGCUGCCCAUCCGGACUGGUGGGACUGGCUCGUGGCAGCGCACGUUCCUAGUGUCCUGACUCAAGAAAUGGAAGAGGAGCAGGAGGAGAAGAAGAAAGUUCGGCGGAAGGGAUUGAAAGAUAAGCUACGCGAGCGACAAGCGAAAGAGAAGGAGAGAGAAGUCGAGUCUCCACCCCCACUUCCCGCGGAGCCUCAGGUUGCGCAGGCUCCUCGAAGUCAAGAUACCACGGGCCCCCGGAAGCUGGGAGGCGCCGCUGGUGCUGUGGACGGAAUAGCUGGUCUGACACCCGAAAUGAGGGCCAAGGUCGAACGGGAACGUCGAGCUAGGGCUGCCGAAGCACGGCUGAAGCGACUCGGGGGCUAA